Molecule: messenger RNA, 2842 nt
Organism: Labeo rohita (rohu)
Lineage: Eukaryota; Metazoa; Chordata; Actinopteri; Cypriniformes; Cyprinidae
Exons: 2
Coding region: 123-1010 (295 amino acids)
Source: RefSeq, a predicted model, not a curated record
AAGCAGCGGAUAUCAGGAACACCGUGUCAUGUUUGCCGAACCCCUGAGAUUUUUCUCAACCCGCGGUGCUUUAUAGCAGCAUCGGUCCAUUUGUAUGGGUUCCGUUAAGCGUGUAUGCAGACAUGGCAAGGCACACGGUCUUUACGACUUAUGUACUCAGAAAUGUGCCCAUCAGGACAGCUGUCAUAGUCGUAGCCAUGCUUGUCUUCUUUAAAUAUGUGUUCACAUGCCCUUGCACAACUCCCGAGGAAACUCUCCUGCACUGUUGGCUCUACCUGUGCCUGCCAAUAGGCAUACUGUUCUUCGUUAUGAUCCUUAUGGACGCUCGGCUCCUGAAGAUGUGCAGAUGUUACGUAUGCAAAUGUUGCGUGAGCGGCCAGAGCAGAUGCUGUAAGAGUGAGUGCUGCGAUACUUUUGAGUGCUGCUGUUGUGCUGGUGGUUACUGUUAUCACCCAGAGCGUUGUGGACAGGAGGGCUGGUAUUACUGUGGCAUCAUAUGGAAACACCUUCUCAAUGUCUUCUAUGCGGCAUCGCUGUGGAUAGUCGUUGCAUUUAUUGACGGGGAUUGGUACGUUUGCGUGCGGACUGUUAAUGUGAACGGUACCGGGGAGCAAAUUGCGUGCAAGGAUCUACCAACUCCACGAGAAGCAGAGACGCUAAGAAAAUAUGAUAGUGAAUCACGGGUAAUCGGCUUAAUUCUUAUUCUUGGCCUUUCAUUUUUGUUGACGAUAAGCUCAUCUCUCAUGACCCGAUGGAAGCCGUAUUAUAAAUCGCUCUACGAGGUUUAUGUGGAGCGAGAGACUUCAGCCAUUCUGGAGGACAAACUACAUGAAAAAGCUGUAGAGAGAGCCAAGCAUGUCAGUGAGCAUUCACUGAGGAACUUUCAAAAUCCACACACGAACACUACGAGUGAUGCUCGUCAUGUUCAGUAUCAACAGUUAGGGAACGCCGAAGAAGACACGUGGCACAAAAUAUCAGACCCGACCCUACAUUUAACAGAGCUGCCAUAGGAAACUGUAUGCCUGCUACCUGCACCUUGCCAAAGGAAAAGUGUACCACUGUUUUUUUUUUAAUACUCAUAAUUGUGGUUUUAUUUCUGUUUAAUAAUGAGAUGUAAGCAAACUGUUACAAUAUUGCAUUGUGUUGCACAAAUGCUAUAAAUAGUGAAACGUUCAGUAGAACUGCAAAUUAAGAAGCUUUGGAGGUUAGUGUGUGAGGAUACACAACUGUUCAAAAGUUUGAGGUCUGUUUGAUUUCUUUUCUUUGGAAAAAUUAUAUUUUAGUUAAGUACGAAUGCAUCACAUAAAUCAAAAGUGACCAAAACGACAUUUAAAAUGUUACAAAAAAUUUCUGUUUUAAAUAAGUGCUGAUGUUUUGAACUGUAAUCAAAGAAUCCUUUAAAAAAAUAAUGGUUUCCACAGAAAUAAGCAGCGCAGCUGUCUUCAACAUUGAUGAAAAUAAGAAAUGUUUCUUGAGCAUCAAAUCAGCAUAUACAAAUGAAGGAUCAUGUGACACAGAAGACUGGAAUAAUGAUGCUGAAAAUUUAGCUUUGCCAUCACAUGAAAAAAAUUACAUUUUAAAAUCUAUUCAAACAGAAACCAGUUAUUUUAAAUUCUAAUAAUAUUUCACAGUAUUGUAGUGGGAAUUACAGCUACAAUUUUACAAGAGAUCACCCUCAGUCUAAUUCGGCAAAAUGACGGACGGCCUUCAGAUUUUUCUGUCACUCUUAAAAAUAUUCCGUCAAUGACUAAACAUCCUACAAAUAAUCCUAAAAAUAAUUUAUGAUUGUGCACUCGCAGAGUACAGAACUAAAGGGGCCACUCUUGUUUUUUUUUAAACAAAGUUUAAUGUUUACAUUUUUACAAUAUAAAGACUACUGGAAUAGAUUCUUUGACUAAACAGAGCUGGACUGAAGUAGUAAACUGAACACUCAAGUAGUUAUUGCUUUAUUCUUCAACAACUUGAAUAAAUUUGUUUCUAUAAAUCAGGAAUUAAUGUGGCAAGUGUUUUCUUUAAUUUUCUAUAAUUGAUAUAAUCUGUAAUUUUCUAUAAUUGAUUCUGUUAAAAUAAUCUAUUUUUAAAUAAAUAGCCUUUAGAAUUUAAAGCUAUACAUGUGAAUGUUAAUUAUUUGUGAACUUUAUGAUUCACUUCCUUCUCUCUGCACAAUAAUAUUCUUCAGUUAACAGCUUAAAAUAUGAGGCUAAUGGGCACAUUGGUGUUGUGCAUGACUUGCAUCUGCUGAAACACAACUGCUGGGGUUCAUUCAGUUCAGUCUCUUUUUAGAAAUAUCGGUGAAGUAGGUAGGUGUAAUUAGGUAGAUUAGAUAUAAGUAUGUUGUUUGUGGGCUUUAUUAUAUGUGACCUUGGACCACAAAACCAGUCAUAAGGGUCAAUUUCUUGAAACUGAGAUGAAUAAAUAAGCUUUCCAUUGAUGUAUGCUUUGCUAGGAUAGGAAAAUAUUUGGCAGAGAUACAAAUAUUUGAAAAUCUGGAAUCUGAGGGUGCAAAAAAGCAAAAUCUUGAGAAAAAUCUUGAGUUCUUAGCAAUGCAUAUUACUAAUCAAAAAUUAAGUUUUGAUAUAUUCACAGUAGGAAAUUUACAAAAUAUAUUCCUGGAACAUGAUCUUUACGUAAUAUCCUAAUGAUUUUUGUCAUAAAAGAAACCCCAUACAAUGUAUUUUUGGCUAUUGCUACAAAUAUACCUGUGCUACUGGUUUUGCGGUCAAGAAUCACAUUUGUAUUAUAGCGUGAUCAUAUUGUAUUUUCAUGAACCACAUGUUAUGUUUGCUUUAAUAUGAAUAAACGUUGAUAUUUGGUAUCCCAGCCCAUGAAUAUUGUAGUAUUG